Molecule: messenger RNA, 858 nt
Organism: Magnolia sinica
Lineage: Eukaryota; Viridiplantae; Streptophyta; Magnoliopsida; Magnoliales; Magnoliaceae
Product: nifU-like protein 1, chloroplastic
Exons: 3
Coding region: 46-711 (221 amino acids)
Biological process (GO): iron-sulfur cluster assembly
Cellular component (GO): mitochondrion
Molecular function (GO): iron-sulfur cluster binding; iron ion binding
Source: RefSeq, a predicted model, not a curated record
UAAUAAGAGCCACAACAACAACCACAACGAAAAAGCAAUUCUACAAUGAAUUCUCUAACUGCAUCUGGAUUCCCGCCACAUCUUCAAUUUCUCCGUACACUAACAUCAAGAUCCCACCUUUGCCCUUCCUUCAACCUCUCUGCAACAAGAACUAGACCCGAUUUCCAGAGAUGGGUCUUCUCCAAAACCGCCAUUAGAGCUUCUGCACCUUCGGUGACGAAAGCUUCCGCUUCUUCUCCUGGAUUAUACUCUUCUCAGACGUUCGAUCUCACAGUAGAGAACGUGGAUCGUGUUCUGGAAGAUGUUCGGCCAUACCUGAUUUCUGAUGGUGGUAACGUCGAUGUUGUCUCCGUUGAAGAUGGAAUUAUCUCUCUGAAACUCCAAGGGGCAUGCGGGAGCUGUCCGAGCUCAACGACCACCAUGAAAAUGGGGAUCGAGCGAGUGCUCAAGGAGAAAUUCGGAGAAGCGGUCAAAGAUAUUAAGCAGGUUUCUGAUGACCAACAAACAGAAACGACUGUUGAGGCAGUGAAUGGUCAUCUCAACAUACUGAGACCUGCAAUCAAGAAUUAUGGGGGGAGCGUUGAAGUGAUAUCCGUGGACGGCGGAGAUUGCCAUGUCAAGUAUGUGGGGCCUGAGUCCAUCGGGUCAGGAAUCAAAGCAGCUAUCAAGGAGAAAUUCCCAGACAUUGUGAAUAUCGUAUUCACUGGCUAGGCUUGGAGCCUUUGCAUGCAUCCUCCACACCUCAGUACAUGUAUGUAUGGUACAUGCGUAGAUGCCUGUGCAUUGAUGAGCUUGUAUACAGUGCAUUCCUCACACACUUUCCUUUUAUAAUCAAGUUGAAUUUUCUCGGCCGCUCAA